CCGCCAAGCAAAAAGAAUACACACCGCGAAGUCGAAUACAAGCUCACCACCACACAGGGCCAGACAAAGAAAGACGCGCUAAAUGUCGCUCUGCAGUGUCCGAGAGCGGCUUCGCCGCACGCCGCUGUCGGACGCCGUUGUGCGCCGCAUCCGCGCGCUCGGCCUCGGCCGGGAGCGGGGCGGCGCCGUGCGCCUCUCCGACGAGCAGCUGCGCGAGGGCCGGCGGCGCGAGCUCGGGCGGAUGGGCCUGAUCCGGGCGGCGGCCAACCUCGACGAGCUCCCGCGCGCCGCAGAGGCUGAGCUCGCCCUCGCCGGUCGCUCGAAUGUCGGCAAGAGCUCACUGCUCAACGCGCUGGUCGGGAAGCGCUCGGGCGGGACGACGACGCGUGGGCUCGCGCCGGUGCAGAACAGGCCGGGCGUGACGCGGUCGCUCAACUUUUAUGGCUCGGAGCGGCGCGGCGCGCGGAUUGUCGACAUGCCUGGCUACGGGUUUGCAUUCGCCUCGGACGGCGCGACUGCGCAGUGGCAGGCUGCGAUGCGCGAGUUUGUCGUCUCGCGGGGCGGCCUGCUGCGCGUGCUGCUCUGUGUAGACGCGCGGCAGAGCCUGCGGGCGCUCGACCGCGAGUUUCUGCUGAUGCUCGACCGCGAGGCGGGCGUGCCCUGCCUCGUGGUGAUGACCAAGUGCGACCUCGUGCCCACCAGCGAGCUCGCGCGCCGCUUCGCGGUCCUCGAGGCGGACUUGGCGGAGCUCGGCCUGCGCGGCUUGCGCGCGGGCGUGCACAUGGUGUCGAGCCGCACGACCGCGGGGGUGCCAGAGCUGCGCAGGGCGAUCGCGCGCGAGAUGCCAAAAGGAUGGCUACGUUUCCCGCGCGGCGGCACCGAGGCGGCGGAGGUGGGGGGGGCAGAGGCGAAGGCGGGAGAUGCGGCAGAGGAGGAGGAGGCGGAGGCGGGGGCGGAGCCGCUCGGUCGGACGGCGCGGCGGCAACGAGCCAAGGUCGCGGCGGUGGCUCGGCUGAGUCAGCGCGUGGCGGCGGCCGACGCUUGGGCGCGCCGCAAGUCGCGCCUCUCGGAGCAGGAGCGCAGCAGUCGCGGCCGCUCUCGGCGGCGGAGGCAGUUUGGUGGGUGA
This is a messenger RNA of Emiliania huxleyi CCMP1516, 1126 nucleotides long. RefSeq lists its product as hypothetical. NCBI's taxonomy places the organism in Eukaryota, Haptophyta, Isochrysidales, Noelaerhabdaceae. The coding region runs from base 83 to 1126 and encodes 347 amino acids. The transcript is spliced from 4 exons. Gene Ontology annotation, molecular function: GTP binding. The record is from RefSeq and is a predicted model, not a curated record.